AUGGGCGUUGAGAAGACCAUCCUGUCCCCCGGCAACGGUGUCGACUUCCCCAAGCAGGGAGACAACGUCGCCAUGCACUACACCGGCUGCCUGUAUGACGCCAGCGCCGCGGCCAACUACUACAUGGGCAAGAAGUUCGACAGCUCCCGCGACCGCGGCAGCCCUCUGACUUCCCCCAUCGGUGUCGGCCGUCUUAUUCGAGGCUGGGACGAGGGUGUCCCCCAGAUGAGCCUCGGCGAGAAGGCCAUCCUGGACAUCAGCUCUGACUUCGGCUACGGUGCUCGUGGCUUCCCCGAUCUGAUCCCCGAGAACUCCCGCCUGGUCUUUGAGGUGGAGCUCGUCGGCAUCAACAACAAGAAGGCUGCCUCUGCUUAG
Messenger RNA from Penicillium canariense, 375 nucleotides. Its product is annotated as FKBP-type peptidyl-prolyl cis-trans isomerase. NCBI's taxonomy places the organism in Eukaryota, Fungi, Ascomycota, Eurotiomycetes, Eurotiales, Aspergillaceae. Gene Ontology annotation, molecular function: peptidyl-prolyl cis-trans isomerase activity. The transcript is spliced from 6 exons. The coding region runs from base 1 to 375 and encodes 124 amino acids. The record is from RefSeq and is a predicted model, not a curated record.